Talaromyces rugulosus is the source of this 2832-nucleotide messenger RNA. RefSeq lists its product as uncharacterized. The record is from RefSeq and is a predicted model, not a curated record. The coding region runs from base 1 to 2832 and encodes 943 amino acids. The transcript has 5 exons. Gene Ontology annotation, molecular function: DNA binding. NCBI's taxonomy places the organism in Eukaryota, Fungi, Ascomycota, Eurotiomycetes, Eurotiales, Trichocomaceae. Gene Ontology annotation, biological process: regulation of DNA-templated transcription.
AUGGCUGCUGAUCUUAGAGCUGUGCAUCCAGAGCACAGUGCAGAGGCUCAGGUUCAGGCACAGGAAGCACUCUUUUCCACACCUUCCCCAGCUGCUGCUGGUGCACCGCCAGUUGAUCCGGUUUUCAGUUCCUUGGAGAACUUCCUCGAGGCACUCAGCGACUUUUGUGUCGCAAGGGGUGCCGCCCCGACACAGGCCUUACUUGUGUGCGAUAAAACAUUCACCUCCCAAGAAAUAUUCGAGCUGUUCAAGGCAAUUGCUGCGGAGGGUGGUUUCGAGAAAAUCUCGCCAGCCAAGUGGGACAGUGUUUGCGCGGGCGUGGGAGUAGACGAGCACCUUCGCGAGCCAUUGAAAGAGGAAUACACAAACCGUCUACUGUCUUUUGACAAACACGUCCACGACGCUCCUCGCUGCAAUCGUCCCAAGCCUCCGACACCGCGGCAUACUAGGUCCAAGAGCUUCUGCGAGAAAAUUCUUGCUCAGCGUCCUCAAAUCGAAUCCCUCGUCAGUCGCCAUUUCCCCGGUGCCUCUGCCGAGCCAUUCUUUUCCUUGUAUUGCGAAAAAGACGACAUGGCCUCCACACGCUCCUCCCUUCGUGAGGGCCUCCGUCAGGCACCCAGAAUAAACCAACCAUUCAUACCAGACACUGCACCGGUGCGCCAAACACGUUCUGGUACCAACGGGCCCAGUACGCUCCCGGGAACUCCUGGCCAGACACCGAAUUCUCACUACGCUGGGAUUGAUGGCUCUAGCAUGUCUGGCGGCCAGUUCAACAUUGAUCAGUUCGAGGGAAAAGACAACAAACAAGUGCCAAUGUCGACCCGUGAUGUGGCCACCCCUGGCAAUAAGCCUGAUCUGUUUGCCAAUUCGACCUCGAAGGACUCGAAGCAACCUGAUUUCUACGACUUUUACUACCCGUUGACAUACCUAGAAGUUCCAAGAUCUACAAGCAUCUACAAGCGUGUGCACUUUGGCCUCCAGUCCGGUUUACGAGAAGAAGUAGACUUUUCUUUGUAUCACCUUGUUCAGAUGUCGAAUCAGCGUGGAGACAAAUUUAGAUUCGAAGGAUUUCCACUACUCAUGGAGACGCUGAUGGAAAAGGCUAUCGAAAUCACCGAGCUGUGCACCGGAAUCAAAUGGGAACUGGAGCGUGACCAGUACAAAUGGCCUGAGAAGAGACACCGUCCCAACGUUCUCAACACCUUGUGGGGCACUCAUGACAUCCUGGACCGUAUCAGCAAAUUGCCUAUUAUUCUUCCGGAUGACACGCUCGAGACAGACGAAUUCUGCCAUCAUCUUCAGAACAUCAAAGAUGCCACAUUGGUCUUACGCAAUAUGUGCAUGCUGCCCGAAAAUGCCGUGUUCAUAUCUAGCUUCGCAAAGGGGCUUCUCCGUGAUUUCCUCUGUAUUAUGCUCAACACACCCAAGCAGUCACGGCUCAACGAAUUGAGGAAUGACGCCCUCGACAUUGCCGAAGAGGUCACAAAAUAUCUUCCCACCGCUAUUGACGACCCGUUGCGCGUAAGCCUUUACCGCUACAUCAACUCGGAUGAUCGUGCCCAUGUGAUUCGAGCUUUGUGGGCGAUCACCCAUUUCUCAACAGAGCUCGAAGGUGUUCAAAACAAUGCGAUGAUGGGUGUUUCACACGAUCAUUUGGUUCACCUCUUCUCCUACACAUUGCUCAAACCAGACCCAGAGCUCUUGAACGGCGCAAUGGAUUUUUGGUACCAGUUCACUCUGAUUCCCGAGAAUGUCACGCGUCUCGUUGAUGUCGUUAACCUGAAAACCGUCUUUGUGCCCAGACUGAUAGCGUUGCUUUCGUAUGAGGCACAGCUGGACUCCAACGAAACCGUUCUGCAAGAAGAGAAGAUUGCUCCACCCCCCAGCACAAUCCCCAAAGUGCCAUCGGAGCUUCUUAAAGAACUUAUGGAACUAUCUGAACCUGAACGUAGCUCCAAAUGGCUGCGCUGUUGUUUUGUCGAAGACCCAGAUUGCGAGAUUACGCAGAUCGCACUGUGGCAGGCAUACCAGACUCGAUUUGUUAAUCCUCAACAGCCCAAUAGUGGGGUUCUGCCUGCAGCUGAGUUUAUCAAAAACGUGAGCACUACAUUCACCAACGCCCAGGCCCAGGUUGUCCCAAUCCCCGGUGCAGUCGCCGGCUCUAGUGGACCGACAACUAGGUUCAUCAUCAAGGGUAUCCGUCCUCUGGAAACGGCACUGACGUUUGAUAAAUGGCCCUAUCUCUACUGUAAGUGGAUUACUGGUGGUAAUAGUCAGGCUGUGCAGCACUGUGACCGUGCAUUCUCUAAGCCAGAGGAUCUUCGUUCCCAUGUGUUUGAGGAUCACAUGAGUCUUCAGCCUAGCGACCAGCCAGGACACUACAAACUCGAAAAAGCUAGCGAGCCCAUUCACAAGUGCCUCUGGAACAACUGCCCUAAGAUCAAGCGCGUCGGACCAAGCGCUGAUACCUCUAUGGUUGUUGAGCACGUCGCAUCGGCACAUCUCCCCCAGCCUCGUGAUCCCAAUGCUCAGCCUCCAACCCACGAACGCCAGAUUCUCCAGCCGCGUAUAGUGCGUCGCUGGGACUACUGGAACACGCCAACCAAUCCCAAGGGCGAACCGGUUGGUGUUGCGUACAAGGCAUGCCUAGUGCUGCGCAAUCUGGCGUGGAACCUGCCCAACGAGAAAUCGGAAAAACACGGCAACAUGUCACUCAGAAAGUCUGUGUUCCUUAGUCGGCGCGCUGCCAUCAUCAAUGCUUGGGACAUCAAUCGCAGCCUGCGCCUUGCAUUGACAGAUCUCCUUUUGAUCACCGAGAAUUUCGACGACUAG